Molecule: messenger RNA, 408 nt
Organism: Pelobates cultripes (western spadefoot toad)
Lineage: Eukaryota; Metazoa; Chordata; Amphibia; Anura; Pelobatidae
Source: the annotation of a GenBank genome assembly
AUGGGGACAGUCUCAUCAUCGCUGUCUCACACUAUCCAACAGGCCCUGACUCAGCCCCUGGCUUCUCCUAUGUUGGCAAGCCCCCUGCCUGCGCUGCAACCUCAGGUCAGCCGCAAGGCAUAUGCCAAAACUAAGCAUGUCUCCCCCGAUAUGACACAGGUGGUACCUGCCCUGACUGACGUGCCUAUGGCCGUCCAAGAUGGCGCGUUACCGUGCAAGAGAGCCGCUGGCUGGGCAAAAUCGGCCAGAAAGUGGAAAAGGUCGCGUGCCCAUGACAAUGACGGGUCUGAUUCAGAUCCAAGUGGGGAGACAGGUUCGGACACCCCCGACUACGCCUCUUAUGAGGAAGGGGACUCCGACGCGGAGGCGGGGUCUGACACUUCGGCGUUACCUCCGAGUGAGGAAUAA